GGCUCAGGGCUUAUCCCGAGAAGAGGUUCCACCAGGACAGAGCACUCCCCCGCACAUUCCCGGCUGCCAGGGAACACGAGGCUCACCCAGCUCCUGACAGUCUCCUGCAGAAGAGUCACAGCCAUCGACAGGGCUGUGCUCAGGGCCCAGUCACAGCUUCGCUUUCCUCAGCUUCAGACCACAGCCUGAGCCCAGGGCAUCAGCCAGCAUGUGCAGCCACACCAGGGUGAGAGCCCCCCAUCCCACAUCCAGACGGCAGAGCCACUCUCAGCUGCCUUUGCUGAAGCCCUAACUGGAGCAAAGUGCUCAAAAAAACUGCUUUGGGGGGAGAUUUUUGUAAACUGCCAAGCAGAUUCUGAGAAUGGUGAUCAACCCAGGAGCAGGACCCUCUCCCAGACAGAUCCUGAGGGAAGAUGCUACCUGCUGCUGUUUGCAGAGGGCAGGACAUGGGAAAAAACACUGUCUGGGCGUGAUGGUGGCUGAGAAAUCUCCCUGCCUCUCAGUAAUACUCUUCACAGCAGGGCAGCACUUAAUCGUCUUUUAUCUGCCUAAAGACUUGAUCCCCAUCGGUCUGCAGCAGGAAGAACCAGCUAAUUUAUUUUCACUGUGCACUAAAAGCACAGCCCAACUGACUGCAAUGCUCGCGGUUCACCUAUCCAAAAGGUACAUGCUCUUUUUCCUGCCUUCUUCUCUACUAUCUGUCAGGUAUUAGAUGCAGUGGCUGACUUGUGGCUGGUCAUGUUCUUUCCUGUUAUGUUUCUAUUUAUUUGUGCAGCAAAGGUUGGGCUGAGUCUGAAUAUCUCUGAUUCAUGCCCAAGCAUGUGCAAAUGUUCACCUGAAGAGAUUAUCCACUGUAGCGGAGCCGGACUGAGCGCCCUCCCUGAAGAAAUAGCAGCAUCUACCAUCUCUCUAAAUCUCUCCAAUAAUUAUUUGCGGAUUCUCACCACCACCACCUUCAGAAACCUGACUUCCCUCCACAGCCUCUGGCUAGAUGGAAACAACCUGACUUUCCUGUCUCCGGGGUCCUUCCACACUCUCAGCAAGCUGCGAGAGCUGCACCUCAGCAGGAACUCACGUCUCGCCUACCUGCAUGCAAACACUUUCAGAGGACUAUCAAGCCUCAUCAGCCUGGAUUUGUCCCACUGCAAUAUCUUCGAGAUCCACCCACUUUUAUUUUCACACCUCUCUUCUUUAGAAAGACUCAAUUUAGCCUCCAAUAACAUGCGGUAUUUUCCACAAGCCUUUAGGAACCUCUCCAGCCUCACGAGGCUGUCCCUGGAGGGCAACCACAUAGAAGCCAUUGGCAGAGAUUCCCUGAAGGACUUGGAAACCCUGCACGAUCUGAAUCUCAGGAAGAAUCAUAUAUGGAUCAUUCAAAACGGCGCUUUUACAAAGCUUCUCAGAUUGAGCAUGUUAAAUUUAGGACACAACUUCAUUGCUGCUUUGCCUAAUCAGCUUUUCGAUGGAUUGAUCCAGCUCAAGACCAUGCACCUGGAAGCCAACAGGAUCACUGCUGUCAACUGCACCUUCAGACAUCUGCUGAACUUGAGAAACUUGUACCUCAACAACAACCAGAUCGCCUCAAUCUCAGAUUCUGCUUUCUCAUACUUAAACAAGCUGCACUUUCUUCACCUGAGCAAGAACAACCUCAGCUCCCUCCCUAUCCACUUGUUCGCUGAACUGCCAAAACUCAAGUACGUGUUUUUAUCCCACAACCCCUGGAAAUGCGACUGCAGGAUGCGUUGGUUCUGGCAGGGGACCACAACGCACAGGGGAGUGAUCAGAGGGCUGCACUGUGAUUUCCUGGGCCCUGAUAACAUGACAGUGCUCAAUGUCCCCCAUCCAGGGGACCCGACAGACUGCACAGUGCCAUCUGAACUGGCAAGUGAAGACAAGUGCAGGGUGGUUGAUACCAGUGUGGCCUCCGGGCCCCCCGCUCACCCCAGCAAGGUCAUCCUGCUGGCACUUCUCUGCCAUGCGUGGUAUUUUCCAAGGGAAUGGGACACCUCUGUGGUCUCAUUUUGACAAUGUUUAAAUUACAAAGUGCGGGCCACUUAUUUGCUCACUAUUUGUGAACAAUCAUUUUCAUUACAGGUGGGUUUUAUAUGGAAAUAGAGGGAUUUUAUUAAAUAGGAAUAAAUGCUUUCAUCAUGGGCAAUGCUCAAUUCUGAAAUGCUAAUAUCAAAAUUAGAUGUAAAAAAAAAUAAAAGAGGAGAAGCUCACAUUAUCAAGAUAAGGGCUGGGGCUUGUGCUGGGUGAUGCGGGGC
This is a messenger RNA of Athene cunicularia (burrowing owl), 2267 nucleotides long. RefSeq names its product nyctalopin-like. The record is from RefSeq and is a predicted model, not a curated record. The transcript has a single exon. NCBI's taxonomy places the organism in Eukaryota, Metazoa, Chordata, Aves, Strigiformes, Strigidae. Gene Ontology annotation, cellular component: plasma membrane. The coding region runs from base 739 to 2025 and encodes 428 amino acids. Gene Ontology annotation, molecular function: protein binding.